Molecule: messenger RNA, 936 nt
Organism: Ostrea edulis (European flat oyster)
Lineage: Eukaryota; Metazoa; Mollusca; Bivalvia; Ostreida; Ostreidae
Exons: 2
Coding region: 19-639 (206 amino acids)
Source: RefSeq, a predicted model, not a curated record
ACCGAGAGUUAAUGCGGAAUGACACAGCUGGAUGCUAUGGCCAAGGCUCGUACAGCCGAUCCUAGUUAUGCAAUUUUUUCGGGAUUUGAUAUGCUGUGUAGGUCAAAGUUUUGGAAAACCCAAGCCAUUCUUGCAACACAAAGUCUGAGAGCUGGUGAACAGUCGUGUAAUUCCCUGAGCAUUAGAUGUGAGCAUGUCUUAUCUCAAACGUUGGAGGCAGAAUAUAGGGCCCAUGUUAAUUCACUGGCAUGGAGUAGUAGCAGUGAUGAUGAUUUAGCACAGGAACGUUGUGAUCCUGCUUCAACAAAUGAACCUCCUAUAGCAAAUAGGGAAGAUUUAAACAAUCUUCCUAGCUCUGAUUCUGAUGACACUGAUUAUGAAUAUUUGGAUAAAGUUUUGUCCGAUUUAGAGACUGACUCAGAUUACUCCGAGGAGGAGGAGAUUGCGGAAGAAUGUCAACCAUUUUCUGCAGAACUCGCCAGUUGGGCAACUGAAAGUCGAUGUACCCGUGCAAAUUUAAACAAGCAACUCGUCCUCCUCAGAGAACAAGGAUUACCACUACCAAAGGAUGCCCGCACACUGUUGAAAACACCACGAACUGUACAGGCAUUAGAAAAAUGUGGGGGUCAGUACAGAUAGUUUGGUGUUGAAACUGGAAUUCUCAAAAUUUUAGUCCACAAUCCAACUUUUAGAAGAAACUGUGAUAUAAUUCAACUUACUCUUAACAUAGAUGGAGUUCCAUUGUUUAAAUCUUCAGGAACUCAAUUCUGGCCAAUCCUAUGCUCUUUCAGCAAGUUUGAACCAUUUCUUGUGGCUCUUUUUUAUGGGAAAACUAAGCCAACAUGUGUUACAGAUUUCUUGUGUGAUUUUCUAGAAGAAAUAGAUUCAUUGAAAGAAAAUGGAAUUACAUUUGAUGAUAAAACAUUUCGCGUGUCA